AUGACUGAGAAACUGUGGGAACUAUCCAUACUUCAAACGCUUGACGUUUCUUUUAAUACUCUUACAGUUCCUUCCAAGUAUCACUUGUCAGGCCUUUCUUAUGUAAAGGUUAUUGAUCUGAUGUCUUGUAAGAUAGGGCCUCGCUUCCCGAAAUGGGUUCAGACACUCAAAAAUCUUACCGCUCUUGAUCUUUCCAAUACUGGAAUGUCAGACACAACUCCUCUAGGUUUUUGGUAUAUGUGGCCUUCUCAAGUAGAAUAUCUGAAUCUCUCUUCCAACAACAUUGGAGGGAAAGUACCAGAUUUAUUAUCAAAAUUUGCCUCAUAUUCAGUGAUAGAUUUGAGUUCCAACAACUUUAAUGGCCAAAUACCGAAAAUCUCUUCCACUUUGACAUCAUUAAAUCUUUCUAGAAACAAUUUCUCUGGAGGGAUCUCCUUUAUAUGUCAAAUUGUUGAUGGGUGGUUAGAAUAUCUUGACCUCUCUCAUAACUCAUUAAUUGGACAACUCCUGGACUGUUUGUGGCAUUUCAAAGAACUAAAAGUUCUUAAUCUCGAACACAACAAUCUCUUUGGAAGGCUUCCUCCCUCUAUUGGAUCUUUGAUACAACUAGAGGUGUUGUAUUUAUAUAAGAACAACUUCUCUGGAGAAUUGCCUCUGUCUUUAAAAAGUUGCACACUUUUAAUCUCAUUGGAUUUAGGGGCCAACAAGUUUUCUGGUAAAGUGCCCGUCUGGAUUGGUGAAAACUUAUAG
Molecule: messenger RNA, 750 nt
Organism: Lactuca virosa
Lineage: Eukaryota; Viridiplantae; Streptophyta; Magnoliopsida; Asterales; Asteraceae
Source: the annotation of a GenBank genome assembly